AUCAGCCUUCCCGCCAAAAUGUUCCCGUCACCAGCCAGGGGCCGCGUGAAGCGGAAGCGCAGCAACGACGAGUUCCUGCUCGUGGAUGAUCCCAAAGACCUUUUGAUUAUCACUGCGGACACCGGCAAGCCGCUUGAAGCCCACAUCGCAGUCCUGAGCUUGUUCUGCCGCGUGGUGCGCAACCUGCCCCGCGCCAGCAGCGGCAAGACCACCUGGGACCUCUCCAAGCUGGUGCUGGAGGGCCAGAGCAGCCCGGUGUCCUCAGCCGUGGUGCGGCAGUGGCUGGACCUGGUCUACUCGCGGGUGGACGCUGGUCGGCAGCCCCCCACGUUCCCCAGCCUGUCGGAGGCCGCGCGGUCGCUGCUGCUAUUUACGGACGUGGUGGGCACUCGGGGCGUGGUGAUGCGCGCGCUCGGGGAUGCGUUGGCGGCGCAGCCCCGGCUGACGCUGCCGGUGGCGACGAAGGGCGGCGGAGGCGGCAGGGCCGCUGGGGGGGCGCUGCUGCCGAUGAACUUCGAGCUGGGACUGCGCGGCAAGCUGUACUACUACACCAAGGAUGGGCUGGAUUCGUCGGACGUGCCUUUCUCAGGCUCACCGCAUGUCCUGGUUGCGCUGUCCAGCACCGCGCUGUUCAAGGCCGCCUUCCCCGGUGCCGUGGCGGCCGCGCUGGAGGGUUGGCUCUACCUUGCGGGGCGGCUGGGGCUGGUGGCGCUGGUGCGGCUGCUGCUCGACUUCUACAAGGCGCACCUGCUGCCGGGGCUCUGCUCCUUUGCCGCGCGGCACGAGGAGAAGACCCUGAGCCGGCGCGUACUGGAGUGCAUGCCGCACGAGCUGCUGGUGGAGGGCUUCGUGACCUCGUGUGUGGCAGACACGCAGAAGGGUGGCGUGAACAUCGUCAGCGGCAGCAAGCUCAACCUCGAGCUCACGUCGCCGGAGGUCGCAGCCUGGUUCCAGGAGAAGCCGGGCUGUGAGCUAGCGGACUGCGAAAUCGACGAAGCUGGCGAGCCGGGCGUGUUCGAGUUCGACGGUGUCUUCAUGAACAUCCGUCUGACCUUGGGCGGCACGACGCCGGUGGAGCAGCAGAAGGCGGUGGAGCGCGUCAUGCAGACGCUGCGGCCGCGUGUGUGAGCAGCCGCGCGUGUGAGGACAGACAGAGAGUUUGCAGCACGGUGUGAACAGCGUAAAGCCGUGCGAGGCAGCCGUGUGUGUGUAGAGUACCUGCACCGGGGCAUUUGGAAGGCAGUACGGCGGCUGGGGCUUGCAGGAGGUCGUGGCCGCGCAGAGCCAUGGACUCGUGGGUGCCAUGUCGGUAGGUGGACUUGAAUGCGUUCCGUAGGCCCUUGGAUCCAUGCCUAAGCAGGACCGUUGACCUGCUAUACGACAGUGAGUAUUCAAAGCCUGCCAGGGAGUGACCAGGGGGCAGAUGGUCGUGAACAGCAUGGCAUACUGUACCUGUUGUGAAAGCGGGAAGGCGCGGAGGGAGGGCGCUGACUCAGUCAUCGUGGCUAGGGAGUGGGGAGUAGAGUUCUAGUGCGGGAUACCGUUUAAACAUGAUCGUGAGCGUGAUGGAUCAGGACAGGGGGGCAGCCGGGCAGGCCUGUCGCAUUGUGCGCCGGUCUGUGUGAAGGUGCGGCAGGGGUGGCUGCCGGUAGCGGUUUGGUCCCACGACGCAUUCCUGGGCAUUCCCAUUAGGGGCAUGCCCAACGGGCUUUGAUGGUUGCCACCGGCAUGUCUCGGUGGGGUGCAAGGGUGCUCAUGAGGCAAGCGUAUGCCGUAAUUGUUGUAGGGCAUUGGAGCCAUUGGCCAAUCUAGCCAUGGGCCCAUGCCGUAUGUACAGCUCGAGCUGCAUGUAGGUUUUGAGUAUGCGGCAUAGCACGCAAGGAGCUUCGGUGAACCGUCGGGCUUGAAGCUGGUGGGUACGAGCUGACGUGGGACCCGGAUUCCCAAAUCA
Chlamydomonas reinhardtii is the source of this 1951-nucleotide messenger RNA. RefSeq lists its product as uncharacterized. The transcript has 2 exons. The coding region runs from base 19 to 1128 and encodes 369 amino acids. The record is from RefSeq and is a predicted model, not a curated record. Lineage: Eukaryota; Viridiplantae; Chlorophyta; Chlorophyceae; Chlamydomonadales; Chlamydomonadaceae.